AUGUCCUUAGUAAAAAUAUUUUCUCUGUCCACACGAGUUCGUGCAUCGGGAGCUAGUGGUAUGCUCGUACGACAUGCUAGUUCUAGUCAGGAAGGAAAAACUGAAAAAGUGUAUCCUCCAAAUGUACCAGGCUUCAAAUAUGUGAAUGCAGAAGAUCCAGAUAUGAGUUUUAAGGAAAUGACCAAUAGGGCUGCUCAAACUUUAUUCUGGACUGAACUGGCUAGAGGCUUUGCUGUUACUUUAGCUCAUAUUUUCAAGGAGCCGGCAACAAUUAACUAUCCAUUUGAGAAAGGACCUUUAUCACCCAGGUUUAGAGGCGAGCAUGCAUUGCGUAGAUAUCCCUCUGGUGAAGAGAGAUGUAUUGCUUGCAAAUUAUGUGAAGCUAUUUGCCCAGCUCAGGCUAUUACCAUUGAAGCAGAAGAGCGCAAGGAUGGCUCCCGCAGAACCACCAGAUAUGAUAUUGACAUGACCAAAUGUAUUUAUUGUGGAUUCUGCCAGGAGGCAUGCCCAGUAGACGCCAUAGUUGAAGGCCCCAACUUUGAGUUCUCGACGGAAACUCACGAAGAACUUUUGUACAACAAGGAAAAACUACUUUCCAACGGUGACAAAUGGGAAAGCGAGAUUGCGUCUAACAUUAGGGCAGAUCAUCUCUAUCGU
Molecule: messenger RNA, 657 nt
Organism: Brenthis ino (lesser marbled fritillary)
Lineage: Eukaryota; Metazoa; Arthropoda; Insecta; Lepidoptera; Nymphalidae
Source: the annotation of a GenBank genome assembly